Messenger RNA from Gavialis gangeticus (Gharial), 1958 nucleotides. Its product is annotated as isopentenyl-diphosphate Delta-isomerase 1. Gene Ontology annotation, molecular function: isopentenyl-diphosphate delta-isomerase activity. The coding region runs from base 283 to 1086 and encodes 267 amino acids. The record is from RefSeq and is a predicted model, not a curated record. Gene Ontology annotation, cellular component: cytoplasm. Gene Ontology annotation, biological process: isoprenoid biosynthetic process; isopentenyl diphosphate biosynthetic process. Lineage: Eukaryota; Metazoa; Chordata; Crocodylia; Gavialidae. The transcript is spliced from 5 exons.
AUGUUUAUUCUUCCAUUAAACACUACUGAUGGAUCCUUUCCACAAGCUCACUUAAAAAAAAAAAAAAACACCUUUUUUUGCCCCCUCCUUUUUAAUAAACCUGGUACACAUAAAUCCAGAAAAAUCUAAGUUUCUUCUCUCUCUGUUGAUGUGAAGCAAGUCUUCCUAUUAGCUGCCUUUAGCAUUUUCUUCAUUCUAAAAAAAACAACCCAGGGAUUGCUUCUCCUUUAAAUAUGUAUGAUUACAAAUUUAACUCUCUUUGUAAAAUGAGCUGUGCCACCUAUGGAAAUACUCUGCCAUGUAAGGUUUUGUAACUUAAGUUUAAAAAUUUGCAGGGCAUUGAACUUGCUCAGUAACAACUUUCACUUUCCCAUCAGUGUUUUCAGUCAUAGUACCAGAACAAUGCCUGAAGUAAACACAGACAGUCUCGAUGAGCAGCAGGUGCAGCUCUUGGCUGAGAUGUGCAUCCUUAUUGAUGAAAAUGACAACAAGAUUGGUGCAGACACUAAGAAAAAUUGCCAUCUGAAUGAAAACAUUGAAAAAGGAUUAUUGCACCGUGCUUUCAGUGUUUUCCUGUUCAAUACAGAAGACAAACUGCUGCUGCAGCAGAGAUCAGAUGCUAAAAUUACCUUUCCAGAUUGUUUUACCAAUACUUGUUGCAGUCAUCCACUAAGUACUCCAUUAGAAUUAGAAGAAGGUGAUGGUAUUGGUGUACGAAGAGCAGCGCAGAGACGAUUAAAAGCAGAACUGGGAAUUCCCACGGAACAGGUAACUCCAGAAGACAUCUGCUACUUAACACGAAUUCACUACAAGGCCAAGUCUGAUGGUAUCUGGGGAGAACAUGAAAUUGAUUACAUUUUGUUUGUGCAGAAAGAUGUCACACUGAGUCCUGAUCCUAAUGAAAUCAAAAGCCACUGUUAUGUGACACAGAAAGAACUAAAACAACUCUUGAAAAAAGCAUCAAGAAAUGAAAUUAAGAUUACUCCAUGGUUCAAAUUAGUAGCAGAGACUUUUCUUUUUAGGUGGUGGGAUAACUUGAAAAACCUUAAUAGAUUUGUUGAUCACAAAAAUAUACACAGAAUGUAAAAAAGCAUAGGCACAUAUGAUAAUACCACACUAGUUGGCUCUAUGGUAACAUUAAUUCUUAUAGCUAAGGACUGACAGAUAGCACAUCUGGGGCAUCUUUUGUGGGAAUUUACUAUGAAAGGGGACAGUUUAUUUCUCUUUUAAAAAAGUUUAAUGUUGGUGGGGAAACUGCUGUUCUUCUAUGUAGCCUAAGGUAGAAGGACCUGCACCAACAAUAGGAGCAUAAUUUAGUCUGAGUCUAUUCAGUUUUUGGUCUUUCUUUAAAAAUGAGAGCCAGCUGUUACAUUUUUCCAAAAGUAACUGAUCAAUGUAUGAGGCCCCUGGCAGGUAUUACAGUCCAAUUAGCUUGUUAAUUGCUGCUUAAAUGGUAACUGGGCCACAAGUUCAAGGGAUCCACGGCACCACAAAAAAGGAAACCACCAAAAUACUACACGUUUCUUGUAAUGUUUCUUGCAUAAUAUUUUGGUGGCUGGUUUCCAUCAUGCCUUAAAUUGCAUGUGUGGCACCAAGGUUGCUGACUGGCCUCACAAUGUUCCCCACAAGCCAGCAAUCCAGUUGAUCCUUGGCAGGCUCCAUAAAAAUGGAUUUUGGCUUCCUUGUGGAUAUUCAAGGGACUUCUCAUCAAGGGGAAAAAGUACUUGAGAAUAGGCAGAAUUCCAUCAAAUUGACAAAGUAAACUUUUCAUAGUUUGUCUUAAAAUUCUUAUAUAGACUGUGUCUUGUUUCAGCUGUGUCCCAUAAGAAGUUUCUAUAAAGGAGUUGCCAACCUCCUGUAGACAAAAGUUCAUUGUUUUUUUUAAAUUUUCCUGGAUUAAUGCAAGCUUGAAAUUCACAAGGACUAGUACUGCAGUCUCAGUAAAAAAAUCUACUUGC